Molecule: messenger RNA, 1535 nt
Organism: Theileria equi strain WA
Lineage: Eukaryota; Apicomplexa; Aconoidasida; Piroplasmida; Theileriidae
Exons: 1
Coding region: 408-1535 (375 amino acids)
Source: RefSeq, a predicted model, not a curated record
ACAAUACAAAACUGAACCUAGAUAGCAGCGUAAAGUACGGCGCGCAUACAUUUUAUUAUAUAAUAUAAACUCCUUACUAAAAUAGAUAGGGAUGUCUUUGCCGCUAAAGAAGAGUCAAACUGAUGGAGAUGUUCUGAAAGAGAGAACGAUAUAUCUUCCGACCGUUUUAUAAUCAUUAUACACUAAAAUUUUGUUUAAAUCUUUACGAAGGUGAAUAAGAACGAGAUAUUUUAUGUAGACCUAGGCUGCCAUUUUCGAUUGACGCAAACAGGUGCGAGUGGUCGAAGUACUACACAUCAGUCAUCCAAAACCUUAAAAUUGACUUGUAACUAUUUAAAUGAAAGAAUAACUUUAGGAUGCUGGUAAGUUGAUAAAGUAGUAUCUUUGAAUGUAACUCAAUCUCGAAAAUGGCUACGCCGAAAUUACCCUUGAUUACACCGAAAAAGGCAGUUCCUGGCUUGCCAAAAAUUGUUCCUAAAGUUAUAGUUAACUCACCUCCAGAAAUUAAGCCGUUAGUCAAGGUUAUACCGCCCGUCCAGCGUUUAGUAUCUGGUACAAUACACAAUGCUAGUAGAACGGAUAGUUUUUCAAACCCUCCCAAAGAUAUAGAUUCUGGAAGUAGUAAGAUAGACGAGCAUACAGAUGGCAUGAAUAAUGAAGAUUCUGCAGCGAGUCCAGGUAGAACCCUGGCUCAUGCGAUGACCCUUUCAAUAAAUCACAGUGACCAAACGAAAUUAUCACGAAACAAUAGUUUAGAAUCCCAAUUUAGAUUACCAACAAAAGAAUUGUCUUCAAUGCAAGCGAAUGACACGGCAGAUAACAUGUUAUCCAACACUGUAUUGAAGAAGAUUCCGUCAAGAUCUGAUGCAAACAAUAGCCUGGAAAUGGGAUGUACUAAUUACACGGAAAAGGAAGAUAAUGAAAUAGGUUACACACCUUGGAUGAAGAUUGAAGAGAGAAUUAACCAAAUAAGGUCCCUAGCUCUGAAUGAAUUUAAAAAUAUCGCACAUAAUGACCACAAAGAACUUCCAAAAGAAGGAGGAUUGUACGACAACUAUAAUACACAUUACGAGGACAGAGAUACCUGGCAUAAAGAAGCGGAACAUCAGCUCAGCUAUACCAUGGUUCAAAAACUUAAGGAUAAGAAAGAACCUAAACCUGGUAAAUCUAAUUGGGAGUUUAUAAAUGGAUUUGUUAAACCGAGGCGCAAACCAUUCACAAGCAUGUCCGAAUUAUCAAAACAUUUCCAGAAGAAUGAUUCCAAGGAUCAGCACGAAUUGGUCAAAUUGUUGCUCGUUUGCAGGGACCUUGAAAAAACUAUUGAGGAGCAACGUACAGUGCUAGAUAUGUUAGAUCACGAUUUGAGAGAAGCAAGAGGCAUCCUACCGGAGACAUUAACUGAUGUGAAUAUGAGAGGUUUGGAAGGACGUAGUCCUGGUCCUAAACCAGACUAUCCUACAAGUGAUAUACCUUUAUUCAUAAAGGGGAGAGUAUUUCUUUUGCCCAAAGAUCAUAAGGAAUCCGGACUUUCUUAA